Dunckerocampus dactyliophorus (ringed pipefish) is the source of this 2314-nucleotide messenger RNA. RefSeq names its product actin filament-associated protein 1-like 2. Gene Ontology annotation, biological process: regulation of mitotic cell cycle; positive regulation of epidermal growth factor receptor signaling pathway; regulation of interleukin-6 production. Gene Ontology annotation, molecular function: SH2 domain binding; SH3 domain binding. The coding region runs from base 126 to 2009 and encodes 627 amino acids. The record is from RefSeq and is a predicted model, not a curated record. Lineage: Eukaryota; Metazoa; Chordata; Actinopteri; Syngnathiformes; Syngnathidae. The transcript has 14 exons. Gene Ontology annotation, cellular component: cytosol.
CCUUGACUCCGCCCCUGCAAGCGGCCGAGCUCUCAUCAGAGCAGCUCAGCGAGGAGAAACGUGUAGUUGUGUUGUGUUGUGUUACUGAGCAGCCAUGACAGCGAGGAGCAUCCGGUGGUGAGAAGAUGGACAAACAGAAAGCGCUGGCCAAGCUGAUGUGGGACCUGCAGUCCUUCCUGUCCGUCCUGGACUCGGAGAACCUGAGUUACAUCGCUCAGGCCCAGAAGAAGUCCAUCUCGGCGCUGGUGUCCUCGCUGCAGACGCCAGACGCUGCCGUGGAGGACGCAGAGUACGUCGUCAUGAGCUGCCCGUCCUCGUAUCCCGGCAACGAGGCCGACGCGCCGCCUACAGGGGGCCUGUCUGAGUCGUCCUCAAGGCCAGACUUGUGUGUGUGGACCAGAGAUGCUGUCACCACAGCAAUGCCCCGCCCACCAGCGGGUUCCAAAGCUGCUGCUGAUGAAGAUGAAGAUAUGUACGAGGAGGCCCAACCUUACCAACAUGACACUGCGAGUAACCUUGAGAAGGCGGAGUCAGACAGCAGCUACUACGAGUCGUACGGCGAGGAAGACGAGGACGAGGAGCUCGUGAAGGACAGAGCUCACUACAUCCAAUGGAGCGCCUCGCAGCCCUGCCUGAGGCCCGCCCCCGAGUCCCGCCUCUGCGGCUACCUGUGGAGGAGGAGGUGGCUGGGCCAGUGGACCAAGCAGCUCUUCAUCAUCAGGAACCACUCCCUGCUGUGCUACAAGUGCGCUCGGGACCUUCUGCCUCAGAUGGAGGCCAGCCUGAGAAGCUGCCAGCUGGUCUACAAGAGGAAGAGCAACAGGAGGAUCCAGCACCAGCUCAAGCUGCUCCUGCUGGGCUCCCACACGCUGGUGCUGGGCUACACCAGCUCACAGCAGGCCCACGAGUGGCGCCAGGUCACACACACACACACACACACACACACUGAAGACAAGCACGAGGUGUGUAUAAGUCAUCCUGUGUUGGUGUCGCAGGUCAUCGAGGAGCUGAGUGUCGGAGCUGAGGAGAAGAACCCCUCUGGGACCACAUCAGAACCACAGUGGUCCUGCAGGUCCAGUGCGUUUGUGACCCACAAGGAGCAACAGGAACCUCUGAGUCACCGCAACAAGGACAAAGGCUUCCUGAACGUGCUGAUGAACUGCCAAUGGCAGAGUCUGCUGUGUCAGGUGGAGGCGGGGCUUCUCAACAUGUUUGGUGAGGACGAGGAGGAAGAGGAGUCUUGGAGGGGGCGGCGCCCACCCCAGUACACGGUCCCGCUGCGUGGCUGUGAGGUCAAAGCGGGGCCCGACGGCGAGCGCUCGCAGAGGAUCACGCUGAGCACGCUGGGCGAUCAGGUGGCGGUGCUGGAGGUGAGCUCGGCGGAUGAGAAGCAGCGGUGGAUGCGGCUCCUGAGGGACGGAGCGGCCGGUUACCACGGCAACAAGGCACGGCAGCAGCCGGGCGUCGCUCUCAGGGACACCAGCGGGCCGCAGGCAAACAUGUACAUGGACGACCCCUCCCACCAGCCCGUCUACUCCAAUACCUCCCUGCUGGAGCACAUGGUACCUGACCUUUCACCUUUCACCUUUCACCUCAACCCUGACUUUCGACUGGCACGCCUCGCGUCACGUCUUUUGUGGUGUCAGCUUCACAGCUCUCGGGAUGCUCGCUGCGGCGACCCAGCGACGUACACCAACCUCGGCAGGCACAACAGGAAGUGGGUCGAGACACAGCGCGGCGUUCAGAAGUUGGAGCUGGCGGCCAGGAAAGGCGUCCCGAUGAGGGUGGGGUCAGAGGUCAACUUGGCAACCAAGCAGAACAAACGCUCGGCUUUUAGGCAGUCGCUGGCCGUGUGCGGCGAGCGAGCGCAGGCAAGUCUCCUGAACCCGUUCCUGCGGCGGACAGCUUCUGUGAAGAGCUCACUGAGGAGAAGUCCUUCGUCGUUGCUCAUUGAGCAUGGGAAGGUUUUCCAGAGGAGAAAGGAAUGGGAGAGCAAAGCUGCCGCGUGAUGUCGCGUGACCUUCACGCGAGCUGUGUUUGACCUUCAUGUGCAGACACGUGACCUACGACUCACCUGUUUAAGUUAUUGACUAAGUAGCUGGGUGUACAUAUUUCAGGUACUUUUUUGCUUUUGCUGGAGGCGCGCCAAAAGGCUUGAAUAAGUCACGUGGCCGCAGGUGGUGGGCUGAAGACUGCAGCGCGCGCUUUGGCCGCCAGGGGGCGGCGGCGCUGUGGUGACGUGAUGAGAUGUACCUUGGAGUAGAAAAGCACAAUAAUAAUAAACAUGUUUGACCUUGGAUGCGUUCUGCGUUUA